CAUAUGAUAAACUAAUAAUUUGUACAAUGUAUUAGAUAUUGAUUGUGCUACAGAAUUGUAAACUUAAAUUUGCACUUAAAAAGAAUUUAGAGAUAAACGUUAUUUUGCUUUGUAUUUGUUCAGUGUUAUAUAUUUCGUAAAAUCAUUGCAAUAUGUUGACUACAAGUGUAAUUUCUAUAGGGAUUAAGUUUCGAAUUCCGGUACCAACUCAAAGAUUGAAUACUUUAAUUAAAAUGUAUUCUACCUCGUCUGGAUCACCAUCCGAUUCAUCAUCAUCGUCUGGAUCAUCAUCAGACUCAUCAUCUGAUUCUGAUUCGGAUACAGAAAAAGUAAAGAAAAAAAAAUCAGUUGCAGAUGCUUCUACAAAAUCAUUGGAUAGUCUUAUAGAUAAUCUAAUGUUGAAAGAUAAAAAAAGAAUAGAUGUUGCUAUGCCUGUGAGAAAAAUUAUUAAAGAGGAUAAAUCAUUCAUAAAGAAAACAAAUAAAUCGUAUGAAGCACGACUUAUAGAAGCUGCCAAAGAUGUAACGAAAGCUCUCAAUAUAGAUAAAGGGGAAACAAAGACACAAUUAUUAGAUAGAUUAUCCACUAUAUAUAAAGACAAUUAUAAAAAGAAAAAACAUGGAAGCUCGAGUAAAGUAGUAAACAAGAUUGUAUCAGAACAUAAAUUAUCUUCAGAAAGCAAACAAAUAGAUAGUAAUGAACAAUGGAAAUACAAAGCUGAUAUUGUUCGUAAGUUUAAAACCGAAGAACAGGUACAUAUAAUUGGACCAAGUAUUAUCAAGCAAUUAAAGAAGGAAGCAAAAAAUAAAUAUUGGAAGGAAACAAUUGCAAAGAAAAAAAUGCUAAAUGUUACUUUUAAUGAAAAAGCAAAAGCAAUUUUUAAAGACAUGAAAGAACCUAUGACAAACAUACCAAAGUUGUCCAUGUGGGAAUCAUUAGAAAAAAGAGAGCUUGAUUUAAUUGUUAAUCAACCUCCUAAAAAUAUUUUUCAAGAAAUGAUACAAUGGACUGAAUCUGGAAUAUUAUGGAAAUUUCCUAUUGAUAAUGAAAUUGGAAUGGAAGAAGAAAGUAACGUGCAUUUUUCUGAACAUGUAUUCCUAGAACGUCAUUUAACAGAUUGGUGCCCUAAAAGUGGUCCAAUACGUCAUUUUAUGGAACUUGUAUGCGUAGGUCUUUCUAAAAAUCCAUAUUUGACUGUAGAUGAAAAACUUGGUCACAUUACAUGGUAUAAAGAAUAUUUUAAAGGAAAGAAAGAAUUAUUAACAGAAUUAGGUGCAAUUAAUAUUUCAUCCGCUAUGAAAGAGCAGACGAAAACUUAAAUUAUAAUAUAUUCGUAUACAUGCAGAAUUAACAUCGUAUUAAAUUGAUCGCUCAAUAUACAUUGCUUAUCCUUUUUUAAUUAAGGUAUAGCUCUACAAAAUAGUAAAUUAUAACUUCUAUUGUACAUUUUCACAAAAGAAGUCGUACAUCUAAUCAUAAAAAACUAAUUGAUUAAAAAAGAAAAAUAUAUAUACAGCUAUUUCAAAUGAAA
Vespa crabro (European hornet) is the source of this 1531-nucleotide messenger RNA. It is a transcript of the gene mRpS31, whose product is annotated as 28S ribosomal protein S31, mitochondrial. Gene Ontology annotation, molecular function: structural constituent of ribosome. The transcript has 7 exons. NCBI's taxonomy places the organism in Eukaryota, Metazoa, Arthropoda, Insecta, Hymenoptera, Vespidae. Gene Ontology annotation, cellular component: mitochondrial small ribosomal subunit. The coding region runs from base 153 to 1319 and encodes 388 amino acids. The record is from RefSeq and is a predicted model, not a curated record.